UUUGCUAGAGAUGCUAAAUGUAUGCUCUCGCUAACAGAACUUCCUCCCCAACAGAUUGGAUUUUUGAAAUAUGACGUUGCUGAAGAGGUAUGUGUUGAGAUUGUUCAUAUCAUUGAAGUACAUCACUGCAAAUGUGGUAGACAGAAACAACGGAUGUAUAGUAGCAACAUCAUCUACUGUUGAACAUUCAGUGAAACAGUCACUUGAGUGCGGUAGAACUUGCAAUGCAAAGGCUGCAGCGAUUGUAGGAGAAGUGUUGGCAAUGCGUCUCAAAGUGGAGGGUCUUGAUCAGGGGCAAGGAAACGGGAUCCAUGUCAAUGUAAAUAAAGAGGUUGAGAAGAAAGGUUUCAAAAAUCGUACAAAAGUUUGGGCUAUAGUUAACGGCCUUAAGAGCAAUGCAGUGAAACUUAUUUUGGAUGACAAUGAAAAUGACAGUUGUCGCCCUAACUUCCACUAGAACAGUGCGCUGAUCCUCUUAUCGCACGCCUACAAGGUACAAAUAAUGAAUUGUA
Molecule: messenger RNA, 512 nt
Organism: Solanum verrucosum
Lineage: Eukaryota; Viridiplantae; Streptophyta; Magnoliopsida; Solanales; Solanaceae
Exons: 1
Coding region: 71-457 (128 amino acids)
Biological process (GO): translation
Cellular component (GO): ribosome
Molecular function (GO): 5S rRNA binding; structural constituent of ribosome
Source: RefSeq, a predicted model, not a curated record